This is a messenger RNA of Durusdinium trenchii, 5415 nucleotides long. The record is from the annotation of a GenBank genome assembly. NCBI's taxonomy places the organism in Eukaryota, Dinophyceae, Suessiales, Symbiodiniaceae.
AGAACCAUUUUAUGGCUUCAGGUUUGCGUAGAGAUUCAAGAUUGCCCUGUCCAGUUGGCCAAAGGCCUUUUGCCCACUGUCAAUCAUGGCUGAGUUGCCGCUCACCUUGAACACGACAAUCGAUUUGGCGAGCCAGGGCAUCAAUGCUCAGGCAUUCAAAUUCAACAGUUUGACCAUGGAGUCAGACAAGUACAUCAGCAUCAAAGAUACGGCUCCUGAUGGGACUGCUCAGGUGGUUGUGGUGGAUAUGCACAACAACAAUGCAGUGAACAAGCGUCCCAUGAAAGCUGAGGCUACGCUGAUGAACCCUCAGGACAACAUCAUUGCUCUCAAAGCAGCAUCAGAAGGACAACCAGGGCAUUUUGUGCAGAUCUUCAAUCUUGACACAAAGGAAAAGCUUGGGGUGUAUCAGUGCCCAGAGCAGAUUGUCUUCUGGCGUUGGUUGGCGCCCAGAAUGUUGGCACUGGUGUGCGCUCAGGAUGUCUACCAUUGGAACCUGGCCACAGCAAACAGCCAGCCGGAGAAGAUCUUUCAGCGUGCCGGCAAAUUGGCCGAAGCUGGCACCCAGAUUAUUAACUACUCCGCGAAUAGCCAGGUGUCUUGGUGCCUUUUGACAGGGAUCUCCUCACAGGACCAGGGAAGGACGAUUGAUGGCAAUAUGCAGCUUUACAGUGUAGAACGCAAGCAACAACAGCUCCUUGAGGGCCACGCAGGCUGCUUCGGGAACGUCUACGUUGACGAUGGUGGCGUGAGAUGUGGAGUUUUUGCAUUCCAAGAAAGGAAGGCUGGCCAGCCGGGAACGAAGCUGCACAUCAUGGACAUCCUCAAGAACCGUGGUGAGUCCGCACCACCCUUCAAGGUGCAGCAAGAAAUCGCCAUGCCUCCUGAAGCGCCCACGGACUUUGCAGUGGGCCUUCACCUGAGCGAAAAGCAUGGUGUCAUCUUCAUGGUGACAAAGGCUGGAUUCCUCUUCAUGUUCGACAUCGGCACAGGCACCAUGCUAGUCCGCUCCAGGGUGUCCCAGGAGACAGUCUUCAUUACUGUUGGUAGUGCCUUAAGUGGUGGCAUCAUCUUUGUGAACAAGCGGGGCGCGGUGAUGAGCGCCAAGGUGAACGAGGCUGCCAUCGUAAACUACAUCAUUAACCAGCUGGUGCAGAUUCCCAAUCGCCAGGACAUCGCCUUCAACAUGGCCAAGCGCUUUGGUCUUCCGGGCGCCGACGAGUUGUUCCAGCGGCAAUUCAACCAACUCUUCGCCUCUGGCGAUUACAAAGGUGCUGCCUUGAUUGCAGCACAGUGCAAGAGCGGCCUUUUGCGCACCCCGCAGACGAUCCAGCAGUUCAAGAGCGUGCAGGCUCCACCUGGACAGUCCUCACCGAUUUUGCACUACUUUUCCACCCUGUUGGAACAUAACAAGUUGAAUGCCUUGGAGUCCGUGGAGUUGGUGCGGCCGGUCGUGCAGCAAGGCCGGCGUGAGCUCAUUGAGAAGUGGCUUAAGGAAGACAAGCUGGAGUGCACUGAAGAAUUGGGCGACAUUGUGCGACCACUGGAGACCAAGUUCGCGCUGUCCAUCUACUUGAGAGCUCAGAUUCACCAGAAGGUGAUUCAAUGCUUCGUGGAGCUGGGCCAGAUCGAUCAGAUUGUCGCGUAUGUCAAGAGAGUUGGCUACCAGGCGGACUACACUCAGCUGCUUCAAAACAUGGUGGCCUCCAAUCCAGAGGGUGCGACGAACUUCGCGAAGAGCCUCCUGGAGGGCCAGAACGGCGUGCCACUCAUCGAUAUCAAUCAGGUUGUGAAGGUCUUCAUGGACCAGAACAGGUUGCAGGAGACCACGUCUAUCCUGCUCGAUGCUCUCAAGGCCAACAAGCCAGACCAAGCCCAUUUGCAGACGCAGCUGCUGGCCAUGAACCUUCAGCAGGCACCAAAGGUGGCCGAGGCCAUCCUGCAGAUGAACAUGUUCACCCACUACGACCGGGCUUACAUCGGCCAGCUUUGCGAGAAAGCCGGUCUCAUGCAAUGGGCCAUGGAACACUACACUGAUGGAGCUGAUUUGAAGCGUGUCAUGAUGCAUGCACAUCAGAUGACGCCAGAGUUCUUGAUUCAGUACUUUUCGCGCUUGUCGCCGGAGACUGCCCUCGAGUGCCUCACGGAUUUGAUGCGACACAAUCGCCAGAACCUGCAGGUGGCAGUCAAGGUGGCUAUCCAGUAUCACGAGCAGAUUGGUGCGGUGAAGAUCGUGGAGAUGUUUGAAAGCUUUGGCUCCAAUGAAGGCAUUUUCUACUUCCUCGGUGCGAUUUUGAACACCAGCACCGACCCUGACGUGCAUUUCAAAUAUAUCCAGGCAGCUAGCCGAGUGGGCAACAUGCAGGAGGUUGAGCGAGUCUGCCGCGAGUCCCAAGUUUAUGACCCAACCGCGGUGAAAAACUUCCUCAAGGAGGCCAAGUUGCCAGACCCUCGACCCUUGAUCUAUGUCUGCGACCUGCAUGACUUCGUGGAGGAGCUGACAGACUACCUUUACAAGAACUCACUGAUGAAGUACAUCGAGGUCUACGUGGUGAAGGUGAACCCUUUGAAGUGCCCACAGGUGAUUGGAAGCCUCAUUGACUUGGAUUGCUCCGAAGACUUCAUCAAGACCCUGCUGCAGAAUGUUCGCGCUGCCUGCCCAGCGGAGCCAUUGGUGGAGCAGAUUGAGAAGAGGAACCGCCUGCGGCUGUUGUUGCCAUGGCUUGAGGCCCGUGUGGCAGAGGGCAACCAGGAUCCUCACCUGCACAACGCCAUGGCGAAGAUUCUCAUCGACACCAAUCGUGAUCCGGAGAACUUCUUGAAGACCAAUGCAUUCUACGACUCCAAGAUCGUGGGCAAGUACUGUGAGGAUCGUGACCCGCACCUGGCCUACACAGCCUACAAGCGUGCUUGGGGCUCCUGUGAUGAGCAACUGGUGGACGUCACCAACCGCAACGGCCUCUUCCGUCUGCAAGCCAGGUAUUUGGUGGAGCGCCAAAGCCCAGACCUUUGGGCCUUGGUUCUGACGCCUGACAACCAGGCUGAGAGAUCAACUUGCCACCUAGAUCAUUCACGUGUGGAGGCCAUCGCUACUAGGGUGGAGUACCGGCGCAAUGUCAUCGACCAAGUGGUGAGCACAGCCUUGCCGGAGUCCACCAAUGCAGAUGAGGUCUCGGCGACUGUGAAAGCAUUCAUUAGCGCGGAUCUGCCCACUGAACUGAUCGAGCUGUUGGAAAAGAUUGUCCUCCAUAACUCAGACUUCAGUAAGAACCGGAACUUGCAGAACUUGUUGGUUCUCACGGCUAUCAAAGCCGACAAGGCCCGGGUCAUGGACUACAUCAACCGUUUGGACAACUACGAUGGCCCAGAGAUUGCAAAGAUUGCAUUGGGCGAUCCGUAUGGCCUGUACGAGGAGGCCUUCCUCAUCUACAAGAAGUGUGGGCAAAAUGCCGAAGCCAUGGAUGUGCUGCUGGAGAACAUCAACUCCUUGGAGAGGGCGCAAGAGUUUGCCGCACGAAUCAAUGACAAGACUGUUUGGUACAAAUUGGGCAAAGCACAGCUGGAAACUGGCGGUGUGCCAGAGUCUGUGGACUCCUACUUGAAGUCAGAAGAUGCGACUGACUACCUGGAAGUGAUCCAGGCUGCAGAGCGUGAGGAGAACUACGAGGAGCUGGUGAGAUAUCUGAUGAUGGCCCGGACAAAGGUGAAGGAUUCACAGAUUGAUGGUGAGCUGGUGUACGCGUAUGCGAAGACGGAGCGCCUGGGCGAAAUGGAAGAGUUUAUCAGUGGCACCAACACGGCCAACAUCCAAGCAGUGGGCGAUCGUCUUUAUGAUGAGAAAUUCUACAAGGCAGCCAAGAUCCUUUAUGCCUCCAUCCCGAACAAUGGGCGCUUGGCCUCAUGCCAUGUGCAGCUGGGAGAGUACACACAGGCUGUUGAGGCAGCGAAGAAGGCAAACAAUCCGAAGACUUGGCAGGAGGUGAACCUGGCCUGUGUCAAGGCGGAGCAGUUCCGCUGUGCAGAGAUUGCGGGUCAGCACAUCAUCGUUCACCCGGAUCACCUGGAGGAGGUCAUCUCGCAGUACGAGAAGCAGGGAUGCUUCGAUGCCUUAAUGCAGCUGCUGGAGUCCGGCCUGGGCAACGAGCGUGCCCAUGUUGGUAUGUACACUGAGCUGGCAACGAUGUAUGCGAAGUACAAGCCAAAGAUGCUGAUGGACUUCAUCAAGAUGAACGUGCAGAAGUUGAACAUUCCCAAGUUGAUCCAUGCCUGCGAAAGGCACUAUCACUGGGAACAUGCCGUGUUCCUCUACACGCACUAUGACGAGUACGACCAAGCAGCGAACACGAUGAUGGCUCACAGCCCAAUUGCCUUUGCUCAUGACCAGUUCCUGAUGAUCAUGCAGAAGGUGUCGAAUAUGGAGUUGUACUACCGUGCAGUCCAAUUCUACUUGGAUGAGCAGCCACUGCAGUUGAACUCCCUAUUGAGCACCAUCACUCCAAAGGUGGAUCAUGCACGAGUGGUCCAGCAGGUGAAGAAAGCGGGCCAGUUGCCGCUGAUCAUGCCCUACAUGAAGCAGGUGCAACAGCACAACAUUGCACCUGUGAAUGAGGCCAUCAAUGACAUCUACGUGGAUGGCGAACAGUACGAGGAGCUGAGGCAGAGUAUCGAGGAGUUUGACAACUUCGACCAGAUUGCUCUCGCUCAAAAGCUGGAGAAGCAUGAACUGAUCGAGAUGCGUCGCAUUGCCACCCUGGUCUACCAGAAGAACAAGCGCUACAAGCAGGCUAUCGAGCUUGCUCAGCAUGACAAGAUGUACAAGGACUGCAUGGACAGCGCCAUGGCAAGUGGAAAUCAAGAUUUGGCUGAAGGCCUGUUAAAGUACUUCGUCGAAAAGGAGAUGAAGGAAUGCUUUGCGGCAUGCUUGUACACAUGCUACGACCUCAUUCGCCCGGAUAUCGCCCUCGAGCUGGCCUGGAAGAGCCGAAACAUGGACUUUGCCAUGCCCUACCUGAUCCAGGUGAUGCGAGAAUACACCGAUCGAGUGAAUGCACUGGACAAGAAAACGCAGAAAAAGGAAGAAGAGGAGGAGAAGCAAAAGAGCGCUCCUAAUGACUAUGUGCCGGAUUACAUGAUGCCGACCAUGGGACCAGGACUCACUGGCUUCGGGAACUUAGCGCUGACCAGUGGUCCGGCCAACAUGCAGCCCAUGAUGGGUAACACUAUGAACAUGGGCAUGCAGCCCCAGCCUGGUAUGCAGCCAAGCAUGAUGAUGACUCCAAACAUGGGCGGCUUUUGAGUUGCGCGGGCAACCACUAGACCCUGCAACGCUUGACUGACGCCAAAUCGGUGCUCGGGGGCGGGGCAGAGUCUCCGCCAAAUGGUCCACGAAAGAAACCCAUGAAAAUUGAGGAUUGU